GCGGAUAGAAAUGUUCACACACAUUAGACAUUUAGAUCUCGCACUUCAUUCACGCUCACUCCUGGAAAGUGGAAAGGGUAAAACCAGACUCAAAUCCGAGUUGAUACCGAGUUAACCCAGUAACAUCUGCGUUAGGGUUCUUGCUUCUUCGCUUGGAAAGGAUUUCAGAUUACAUUGAACUGUAUUAGAUGUUGAAAGGGAGGAAAAUUUCUGGUAGAGGAGAAACUGUAGCAGCAAACUAUGCAUUUAGUGCACUAGAAGAUGACAUAAUCAUAAAGCAUAGACUUCUAACACGCACCACCACUACAAGAGGUGAACCUCCAUUAAAGAAGCUUCAAAAGAAGUUCACCUCAUUUGUUGUCGAGGUAGAGAAAGAUGAUGAUAAUUUUAAUGAUUGUAUUAGGCUUUCUAAAGCCUUCUUGCAAGAGCUUUCUACUUUUGAAAUUCCAUUGUUGAAGAGUAAAGCUGUUAUUGAUGCUAAUUUGAGGGAGAAAGGGAACUUUGAUGAGUUAAUGGAUGAGAUAAAUAGCCAGAUUGGGCAGGCGCAGGCUGAUAUUGAGGAUUUGAAGAAACAGCUGGAGGAGAGUAAAAUUGAAAGGCAGCACAAGGAGGAGUGUGAGGCGAUCAGGAAAUUGAUUGCUAUGCAGCCACCUAGGUCAGAGACUCAAAAGAUUAUACAGGAAUUAGAGAAAGAGAUUGCAGCAUUGGAGGCAGAGAAUACAGCUGGUUCUCGGUUGCUGGAGCUUCGCAAGAAACAGUUUGCUCUAUUAUUGCAUGUGGUUGAUGAGCUGCAAAACACUAUAGAGGAAGACCAGAAGAAUUUGAUUGAGGAGAUGAGAAUGGCAGCAGAAGAGCAGAAAAAUGGGAUGGAGGAUGGCAGUGGUGGCUCUGAAGCCAUGGCUGUUGAUUAGUAAAAUAGUCUAUCCACUUGCAGUUGGAUGGUUGUGUGUUUCUAAAAGGCCUUACAUCAUUUCCAGGUUGUAUGAAUUUCUUUUCGCUGUCGAAAUGGGAAGUGUAGUUGAGUGUAAGAAAUUUUCCCUUCUACUUUUACAUAUAUUAUCACCAUAUCAAGUUGAUGGAAUUAUCAAAAUCUUUGCUAAAAGUCUCAAUCAUUUCAGAUCCCACAAAUUUUCGUUUUG
Molecule: messenger RNA, 1139 nt
Organism: Jatropha curcas
Lineage: Eukaryota; Viridiplantae; Streptophyta; Magnoliopsida; Malpighiales; Euphorbiaceae
Gene: THO7
Product: Tho complex subunit 7/Mft1p
Biological process (GO): mRNA export from nucleus; mRNA processing
Cellular component (GO): THO complex part of transcription export complex
Source: RefSeq, a predicted model, not a curated record